Molecule: messenger RNA, 429 nt
Organism: Protobothrops mucrosquamatus (brown spotted pit viper)
Lineage: Eukaryota; Metazoa; Chordata; Lepidosauria; Squamata; Viperidae
Product: hepatocyte nuclear factor 1-beta-like
Exons: 3
Biological process (GO): insulin secretion; pancreas development; liver development
Cellular component (GO): nucleus
Molecular function (GO): RNA polymerase II cis-regulatory region sequence-specific DNA binding; DNA-binding transcription factor activity, RNA polymerase II-specific
Source: RefSeq, a predicted model, not a curated record
AUUACAGUUUCUGGCGGUGGGCUCCCCCCGGUCAGUACCCUCACCAACAUCCACAGCUUUUCCCAUCACACCCCACAACAAUCCCAGAAUCUCAUUAUGACGCCUUUGUCAGGAGUCAUGGCUAUCACGCAAAGCCUAAACAGUUCGCAGGCCCAGAGCGUCCCCGUUAUCAACAGUGUAGCCCUACAACCGGUCCAGUUCUCCCAACAGCUGCACAGCCCACACCAGCAGUCAAUCAUGCAACAGUCAACCAAUCCGAUGGCUCAACAGCCGUUCAUGGCGGCGGUGACACAGCUGCAGAAUUCACACAUGUAUGCUCACAAGCAAGAACCUCCUCAGUAUUCUCACACAUCACGGUUCCCUUCAGCGAUGGUGGUCACGGAUACCAGCAGCCUCAGUUCAUUAACCAACAUGUCUUCCAAUAAACAG